GCGAGAGACAAAAAAAUCCUCCGAGUUCUAUAACCUGAUGAUUGUACGCCGUUUCGCCUGUCGAGUCAUAAACACUCACCUGUAUGCCUGGCUGAGAAAGCCGUGGAGAAUCCAGGCCAUGGCCAGACCCAGUUCAGACCUGGCAGCGUUCAGGAAGGUUUUCUCUAAAUCCAACAACAUCGCCAUCAUCACAGGAGCAGGAGUGAGUGCUGAGAGUGGAGUCCCAACUUUCAGAGGAGCAGGAGGCUACUGGAGAAAAUGGCAAGCGCAGGAACUGGCCACUCAGACGGCCUUCGCCCACAAUCCCUCUCGUGUUUGGGAGUUCUACCACUACCGUCGUGAGGUCAUGCUUACCAAGAACCCCAACCCCGCCCACCUGGCCAUCGCAGAGUGCGAGGAACGUCUUGGCAAACAGGGCCGAAAAGUUACCGUCAUCACGCAGAACAUCGAUGAGCUGCACCGCCGCGCUGGAUCAAAAACCCUGCUAGAAAUCCAUGGCAGCUUGUUUAAAACGCGCUGCAUGAUGUGCGGUCACGAGGAGGCCAAUUACAAGAGCCCCGUUUGUGCUGCUCUAGAGGGCAGAGGAGCUCCUGACCCAGACACGCAUGACGCCCAGAUUCCUGUUGAGCAGCUUCCCCGAUGUGAGCAGAGGGGCUGUAACGGGCUCCUGAGACCGGCUGUGGUUUGGUUUGGGGAGACCCUGGACGCAGACAUCCUCUCUUUUGCAGAGAAAGCGUUGGACAGCUGUGACCUGUGUCUUGUAGUUGGCACCUCUUCAGUCGUGUAUCCAGCAGCCAUGUUUGCUCCUCAGGUAGCAGCCAGAGGUGUUCCCGUGGCUGAAUUCAACAUGGAGAAUACUCCAGCCACUGAGCGCUUCAAGUUCCACUUUCACGGCCCUUGUGGGACCACCUUACCCCCUGCGCUGGCACGCCACGAGAGCGAGCUGAACUGAAAACACAGAACUGUACUGCCAAAAACGUGGUAAUGGGAAGGAUCUGGAGAGGAGGACAAAGGGGAGACUUAUUAAUAGAAACAGCGUGCACACUGAGCAGUGAACUUCACUAUUAAGCAUGGUUUUAAAUAUUGUUUUCCAAAGCUGCACUACACAUCUGUGUUGUCAGCACUGACUUAAAAACAGAAGUUUUUAAGUGUAUGAAAAUCAGUUUAGAGCAAUGAAUUAAACUUUUAUGACAGCAGGGGUCAGUGUUUAGCUGCUGCUUCUUUUCAGAGGUUGUGACUGCUAACUGAGAUGUACAGAAAUGGGUGUUUUUUUGAGGUACUGAAUGAAGAGUAUUCAAUAAAAACUGCUGAAUUUA
Messenger RNA from Girardinichthys multiradiatus, 1316 nucleotides. It is a transcript of the gene sirt5, whose product is annotated as sirtuin 5. The record is from RefSeq and is a predicted model, not a curated record. Bases 38 to 952 code for a protein of 304 amino acids. NCBI's taxonomy places the organism in Eukaryota, Metazoa, Chordata, Actinopteri, Cyprinodontiformes, Goodeidae. The transcript is spliced from 9 exons. Gene Ontology annotation, molecular function: protein-succinyllysine desuccinylase activity; NAD+ binding; protein-malonyllysine demalonylase activity.